This is a messenger RNA of Puma concolor (puma), 1476 nucleotides long. RefSeq names its product hedgehog acyltransferase (gene HHAT). The record is from RefSeq and is a predicted model, not a curated record. Gene Ontology annotation, cellular component: endoplasmic reticulum. Gene Ontology annotation, molecular function: palmitoyltransferase activity. Gene Ontology annotation, biological process: protein palmitoylation. Lineage: Eukaryota; Metazoa; Chordata; Mammalia; Carnivora; Felidae.
AUGCUGCCCCGAUGGGAACUGUCUUUUUACCUAUUUGCUUCACUAGGCUUCCACUUAUAUUCUUUCUAUGAAGUUUACAAAGUCUCAAGAGAACAUGAAGAGGAACUGGACCGACAGUUUGACCUGGAGGCCGGCACUUUAUUUGGAGGAUUUAAGAAGGACCCAAAUGACUUUGAGUGGAGCUUCUGGAUGGAAUGGGGAAAACGGCAGCUGGUGCGGUUUCUGCUGGGCCACGUGGCUGUGUCUCAGGUGGCCGGCGUGCUUGCAAGGAAGCACAGACCCUGGAUCCUGGGGGCUUAUGGAAUGUGGGCCUCCUGGUGUGUUCUGGGGGCCCAAGGCACGGCCAUAAUUUUUCUCCACACCCUCAUCUCCUUCUGCGUGGCCCAGUUCCAGUCGCAGCUCCUGUCAUGGCUCUGUUCUCUCUUCCUGCUCACCACACUGAGGCUGCAAGAUGUGGAGGAAGUUAAGAGAGGGUGGUACCAGACGGAGAACGAGUACUACUUGCUGCAGUUCACGCUGACCGUGCGUUGCCUGUACUACACCAGCUUCAGCCUCGAGUUCUGCUGGCAGGAGACUGAGAACAGCUUCUACUCCUUUCCCUGGCUGGCGGCCUACGUCUUCUAUUACCCUGUCUUCCACAACGGGCCCAUCCUCAGCUUCCCAGAGUUCAUCACCCAGAUGCAGCAGCAAGAGUACUGCUCGCUGAAGUCCAGCCUUUCGGCCUUUGCCCUGGGGCUGGGUCGCCUCCUCUGCUAUUGGUGGCUGGCAGAGCUGAUGGUUCACCUCAUGUACAUGCACGCCAUCUACAGCAGCGCCCCUCUCCUGAGGGCUGUCUCUUGUUGGACCUUAGGAGGACUGGCAUUGGCUCAAGUGAUCUUCUUCUAUCUGAAGUACUUGGUUCUCUUUGGUGUCCCAGCUCUGCUCAUGCGCCUGGAUGGACUCACACCACCACCCCUCCCUCGCUGUGUGAGCACCAUGUUCAGUUUCACCGGGAUGUGGAGGUAUUUUGACGUUGGACUGCAUGAUUUCUUAAUCAGGUAUGUGUACAUUCCAGUAGGCGGGUCCCAGCAUGGCCUGCUGAGGACACUGUUUGCCACUGCAGUGACGUUUGCAUUUGUGAGCUUCUGGCAUGGUGGCCAUGACUACCUCUGGUGCUGGGCAGCGCUCAACUGGCUGGGAGUCGUCGCGGAGAACACAGUCCAGAGGCUUGUGCAGACCCCGUGCAUCCAGGACAGCUUGAUUCACUUCCUCUCCCCACAAGCCCGCCGUCGAUUCCAUGCCGCCUUUGCGUCUUGUUCCACCUCCAUGCUGAUCCUGUCCAACCUGGUAUUUCUUGGGGGCAGUCAAGUUGGGAAAAUCUACUGGAACAGGAUCUUCAUACAAGGCUGGCCGUACGUGACACUCUCUGUCCUGGGAUUCCUGUACUGCUACUCCCAUGUGGGCAUUGCCUGGUCCCAGACAUACUUGGUGGACUAA